Conger conger (European conger) is the source of this 2473-nucleotide messenger RNA. Its product is annotated as class I histocompatibility antigen, F10 alpha chain-like. The record is from RefSeq and is a predicted model, not a curated record. Gene Ontology annotation, cellular component: external side of plasma membrane. Gene Ontology annotation, biological process: immune response. The transcript is spliced from 7 exons. Bases 123 to 1121 code for a protein of 332 amino acids. Lineage: Eukaryota; Metazoa; Chordata; Actinopteri; Anguilliformes; Congridae.
AUGAUUUGGAACUACUCAAUUUAGGAGGAUUUUUUCCAUAUACAGUUGUCCAACGCAGGAGUGCAAAGCACAGUUAGCCCAGGAGUUUUGACUUGUGUUGGCUUUCUGAGAAGUUUGAAGCUAUGAAAGGAAUUACUGCGCUUCUUUUUCUGUUACAGGCUACAGCUGUUAACACAGGGUCACACUCUCUCUGGGCAUUUGCAACAUUUAUACACGGACAGACCCAAUUCCCAGAAUUCAGUAUAGUGGUUAUGGUGGAUGAUCUUCAGGUGCUCUACUAUGACUGCAACAUAAAGAAAUGGAUCUCUCGAAGCCAACCAAGCUCAACAAAUGUUGUUGAAGAUUUUAUCCUUGAAGGUGCAAACAUUGUGAUGGAACAUGUUUAUAAUUCCAUGAGAAAUCCAGCCCAUCGUGUAAACCUCCUCUCCAAUCACACUGGAGGAGUUCAUGUUCAUCAGAGGCUGGGUGGAUGUGUGCUGGACAAUGACAAAGGCAGCCAGGUCACGAUGUGGGAAGCGUAUGAUGGAACAGCAGCGACACGCUACAACAUGCAAAAUCGCACCAUCAACCCUCUAUGGCCACAGCUUAUGUGGUCCACAAAGGAAAAAGAAUAUUGGCCAAUGCAAUAUAUACAUAUUUAUCAGCCUAUAUGUAUCCAAACACUGAAGUACUAUCUGGAGAAAGAGAAGAACAUUGUGUUAAGAAAAGAGCGCCCCAGAGUCCGGCUGAUCCACAAGCCAUGCACUGAGACUGGAGAAAUGAAGGUGAGCUGUCUGGCCACGGGCUUCUACCCCCGACACAUCAACCUGACCAUGCUAAGAGAUGGCCAUCCCAUCCCAGAUGAGGAGCUGAUUCUGGGGGAGGUGUUACCCAAUGGAGAUGGGACCUACCAGACAAGGAGGACCCUGAGUAUCCGUUCAGAGGAACUGAGAGAGAGACAUCAUUACACCUGCUCUUUCACACAUCUUACUCUGGACAACAAGCUGGACAUAAACUGGGUACCAGAGGAAGGCUCAGAUGUUGCAGUCAUCAUUUCUCUGGCUGUAGUGCUGGUUUUGGUUCUUGUCUUUACCAUCCCUGUAUUUGUCAUCUAUAAGAGGAAAUGCAGAGUCACUUUGUAGUUUCCCGGACCUCCCUGAUAAUUGACGCUGCAUCAUGGCUGCUUGCUAAAGGAAGGAUGAUUAUAGAAAAGAGUAGGAAGGAGAGUCAGCUGUCCAGCCAAACGGAGUAACCAGGCAAGAAGGGUCUUCACCAGCGAGGUGACCAAGAACCCAACGGCCACUCUUACAGAGCAUCGGAAGUGGAGAUGGGAGAACCUGCCAGAAGAAUGACCAUCUUAGCAGCACUGCAGGCCUUUAUAAUAGAGUGGCUAGGCACAUGACAGCCCACUUGUACUUUGCAAGUGGGCUGUCAUAGGUCUGAGAGAAUGAGGAAAAAUAUUCUCUGGUGUGAUGAGACAAAAAUAGAAAUCCUUGGGCAGAACUCCAAGCACUAUAACUCCAGGCACUGCUAAUCACCUGGAUACUAGCAUCAAAGGGGUUUCUACAAAGUACUGAAUUAAGGCUCUGAAUACUUAGAUAAAUGCGAGAUUUCAGUUUUAGAUUUUUAAUACAUUUGCUAAAAUUUCUAAAAACAUGUUUUCACUUUGUCAGUAUUGUUAUGUUCCUGAGUUCUGUCUGUUAGUUUAUCAUUGUUUAUUAUUGUUUGAGUUUACGGUAGUUCUGGGGUUCAACCUUCCUUCCAAACUUGCAUUCCUUACUUCCUGCUUUCUCUCCAUUUCAUGUUUGUAGAUAAAUGGUUAAAUGGUUGGCAUUUAUAUAGCGCCUUUAUCCAAAGCGCUGUACAACUCCGCCUCCCUAUUCUAUCACUGAUUACUUGCUUAGUUUCAGCAAAGUAUUCGCACCUUUCUCUCCGUAUCUCUACAUCUCCUCAUUCUAUGCAAUUGUCUAAUCCCUAGUCCAGAGCCAUUUGUAUUACAUGUGUGUCUUUGUGAAUCCAGUUCAUGUUUUCGUUUCCCCCUCGUUAUUGCGCUAUUACCGUUUCAUGAGUCUCACCUAUUUGUUAGACCGCCUUCACUCCAUACCCUGCCUAGUUUGUCUCAUUCCCCUGUGUAUUUCUACCUGUCCUUUUCAGGUACACCUUGCUAGUUCGGCUUGUCCUGUUUUUUUGAGUCCCAAGCCCUUUAAUUCCCUCCCCCCAGUUCUGGCCCCCUUGUUCCCUUGUCUUGUGACAUUCCAUCUUGUUUCCUUGAUUUUUGUAUCUGGAUUUCCUGUUUAUGACCCCUGCCUGCUUCCCUGGACUCUUCUUUGGUUUUUGUGGAUAUCUCUACCUCUGCCUUGUUUGGACUGACCUCCCGGUUUUUGAACUUUGCCUGUUUUGGAUUACGUUCUGUCUGCCCCUUCAUCUGCCUUCAUUAAAGCUGCCAUUUUUUCCACACCCCUGUGUCUGCUUCUGGUCCCUCUGUCCCCCCUAC